AUGUACGUAAAAUUGCAACAACGGUGCGAGCCUCUGUUCGACACCCACCUGAUCUGGCCCUCGGUUUCUGUGAACGAGACCGUAGAACUGCCGUGUCCGAAGCAAGAAUUUCCCAACCAAACGGCCCAAAGAACUUGCAUUCUGAGGUACAGCUGCAACCGCCCCGUUUGGUCGGUCGGCGAUUAUUCUCGCUGCCCAGACUCGGACGCCUACUCGGACCUCUUCCUAAAAAUCGCGCACAACAGGUACCUCGAGCUGAAGGACCAGACAUGGGAGUACAAAAUCCUUUCGCUGAGUCAGAUCAGCUACUUUCAGUCGGUACUGGUAGGGGUCAUCGCCCUCACCGUAUUCGUGCUGUUCAGGAAACUGAGGAAUGCUCGCACGAGGCUGCACAUGAACACGCUCAGUGCCGUUGUGCUGCAGGCCGUUAUGUGGCUCUUGCACAGUUUUCUUUUCGACACUCAAAUCAUCGAUGGCCACAUGUACCUGCAAGUGUUGAGUGCCUUGGACAUCGAUAUUGCACCAAAAUUGGCUGCCGAUUUUGUACGGAUCGCCGAACAAAUGUUCACGCGCUUGAGUGCACAUUUGUCUUACAUAAUUAUUGCUGGCCUGAAUCGAUACUUCGAAACAGCAACAUUUUUUUGGUUGCUGAUGGAGGGAUGGUUUUUGUACGAGCUGAUCUGCCGCAAGCCCUUAGAAAUGAAAACAUCCAUCAAACGUUAUGCUAUGAUUGGAUGGGGUGAGAAAAAAUAA
Molecule: messenger RNA, 753 nt
Organism: Copidosoma floridanum
Lineage: Eukaryota; Metazoa; Arthropoda; Insecta; Hymenoptera; Encyrtidae
Product: secretin receptor-like
Biological process (GO): adenylate cyclase-modulating G protein-coupled receptor signaling pathway; cell surface receptor signaling pathway
Cellular component (GO): plasma membrane
Molecular function (GO): peptide hormone binding; G protein-coupled peptide receptor activity
Source: RefSeq, a predicted model, not a curated record